This is a messenger RNA of Nipponia nippon (crested ibis), 1271 nucleotides long. Its product is annotated as DEP domain-containing mTOR-interacting protein. The record is from RefSeq and is a predicted model, not a curated record. Lineage: Eukaryota; Metazoa; Chordata; Aves; Pelecaniformes; Threskiornithidae. Gene Ontology annotation, cellular component: plasma membrane. Gene Ontology annotation, biological process: G protein-coupled receptor signaling pathway; negative regulation of TOR signaling; intracellular signal transduction. Gene Ontology annotation, molecular function: GTPase activator activity; guanyl-nucleotide exchange factor activity; protein binding.
AUGGAGAGCCUGAGCAGCAGCCUGAAGAAGAAAGCCACAGAGCAGCACUACAGGGCAGAGGCGAUGAUUGCUGGAGAGCAACUGAGGCUUCGCCUCCACGAUGGGAAGCUCAUUAAGGACAGACGUUACCACCUCCGAACAUACCCAAACUGCUUCGUGGCAAAGGAGCUCACAGACUGGCUGAUUGACCACAAAGAAGCACCGGACCGAGAGACGGGCAUCCGCCUCAUGCAGAAGCUGAUGGACCAUUACAUCAUUCAUCACGUCUGCGACGAGCACUCGGACUACAAGGAUGCCAAGCUGCUGUACCGCUUCCGCAAGGAUGACGGGACCUUCCCUCUCAGUAAGGACGUGAAGGUCUUCAUGAGAGGGCAGAGCCUUUACGAGAAGCUGGUGAGCGUGGAAGAGUCAAUUCUGAAGGUGAGAGAGGAGAACUCAGUGAAGUACCAGAGGACUUUUCUGGGCUGCGAGAUGAUUGACUGGCUCGUUCAGGAGGGAGAAGCAGAGAACCGAAAGGAAGCGGUGGAGCUGGGACGGGCGCUGCUGGAGCAUGGGAUCAUUCAGCAUGUCUCCAAUAGGCAUCACUUCUUUGACAGUGACAUCCUCUACCAAUUCUGGAUCAACUUUCGACGGAGGCGUCGUCUCACAGAGUUACUCAACGAGAACUCUUCUCGCGCCCUCUCUGAGAGCCCAGACAGCCCCUUCUGUCUUCGCAAGCUCAACCCGGACCCUGGCAACACCAGCUUUCUCUCUGUCCAGACCAACAAGGAGAUCAAAAUUGUCUCAGCAGUUCGAAGGAGCAGCAUCACUUCCCUUGCUGGAAACUCCAACCCCUAUUUCAGCACUACUCCUACGUUGGUAUUCCCUCCUGUGGCUGAGUGCAACCCCAAAUCAGUGUUAAAGAGACCCGUCACCAAUGAAGAGCUCCUGUCCCCUGGGGCCCCCUACAUCAAGAAAACACUAACUAUUGUGGGGGAUGCGGUGGGCUGGGGGUUCGUGGUUCGAGGAGGAAGACCUUGCCACAUCCAGGCAGUGGACCCAGGAGGACCCGCUGCUGCUGCAGGGAUGAAGGUGUGCCAGUUUGUUUUCUCAGUGAAUGGUAUGUACGUUUUGCAUCUGGACUAUCAGACCAUCAGCAGCCUCAUCAUGACAGGACCACGAACUCUCGUGAUGGAAGUCAUGGAAGCCAUUGAAUGAGUGAAGGAGUCUCAUCCCACCGCUGUUUGGAAAGGCAGGACACUCCACUAAGCAAGGAUGGACUGUGGAGAGGG